Messenger RNA from Falco peregrinus (peregrine falcon), 639 nucleotides. RefSeq lists its product as uncharacterized. The record is from RefSeq and is a predicted model, not a curated record. The coding region runs from base 1 to 639 and encodes 212 amino acids. NCBI's taxonomy places the organism in Eukaryota, Metazoa, Chordata, Aves, Falconiformes, Falconidae. The transcript has a single exon.
AUGUACCUGCCUCACCUUGGGCCACCGCUGGAUUUCAGGGCUGCGAUGUACCUGCCUCACUUAGGGCCUUUGCUGGGCUUCAGGCCUCCGAUGUACCUGCCUCACUUUGGGACACCGCUGGGCUUCAGGACUGCAAUGUACCUGCCUCACUUUGGGCUUUUGCUGGGCUUCAUGGCUCCAAAGUACCUGCCUCCCUUCAGGCCACCGCUGGGCUUCAGGCCUCCAACGUACCUGCCUCACUUUGGGCCACCACCAAGCUUCAGGUCUGCGACAUACCUGCCUCACUUUAGGCCUUUGCUGGGCUUCAGGGCUCCAAUGUACCUUCCUCACUUUGGGCCACCACCGGACUUCAGGCCUCCGACGUACCUGUCUCAAUUCGGGCCACCACCAGGCUUCAUACCUCCGACAUACCUGCCUCACUUCUACCCUUCGCCGGGCUUCAGGCCUCCAAUGUACCUGCCUCCCUUCGGGUCACCGCUGGGCUUCAGGACUUGGAUGUACCUGCCUGCCUUUAGGCCACCACGGGGCUUCAGGCCUCCAGAGUACUUGUGGGAAACCUCAUCUGGUCCGAGGGAUCGGAAUGUGAGCUUAGCCUUGAACAGAUACACGUGUAUCCAUCAAGAGUCUGGGAAGUCCUGA